AACCCACCAAAAGCCCCAUAUAUUCCUCGUGCUUUUUUGUCACAGGAAAAGAGAUAAGGCUUGUAGCUUACAGAGGUAGAGAGAGAAAGAGAGAGAGAGGGGUACUAGUAGUAUAUAGAUAGAUACGGAAAAAGCGUUUUGCUCCAAGUACAUUCAUCUAAAGCUUGCUUCGAAGAACGAGAGAGCUUUGAUAUUGAUUAUUCUCUGAGCAUUGAUUCUUGGUAACUAGGUUUUCGUAUUUGGCUUUCUACAACGACAAGGUCACAAACAGAUCGUGUUUUGUUCACCGGAAACUAUGUCCAGCUCGUCGGAUUUUACUGAUUCGGUGCAGUUUUCCGGCCAGAGGCCGGUGAGAGCGAUGGACAAGCCGAAUUUUUCGCAUACUUGCAGUCUUCUGAGUCAGUACUUGAAAGAAAACGGAACAUUUGGAGAUCUCAGUCUCGGGAUGACUUGCAAUAUUGACACAAAUGGCGUGCCUGAUACCUUUCGUCCGUCUGCGAUGGCAACAACUAUGGAUUUGUUCCCAGUGAUGGGGAAAUCGGGUGGUUUGACCCAAAAUGCAGCCGGGUUGCCCCUGUUUCCUCAGCAAGCUGGUUUUGCUACCAAUCUCCCAAAGGAAGAAGUCCCCAAGAAAGUUGAUUCCAGCAGGGUUAACAAAUCUGAGCCUGAAACUGCGCAAAUGACCAUAUUUUAUGGUGGGCAAGUUAUCGUGUUCAAUGACUUCCCGGCAGAAAAGGCAAAGGAAGUGAUGCAAUUAGCUAGCAUGGCUAGCUCCCAUAACCCUAAGAAGUUGGCCCCUAAUCCGAUUGAGUCCACCCCUUUGAUUCCCUCCUGCUCAAAUGUCGCCCCUUAUUUGGUCAAGGACAGCGUUCAACUGCAGCAGCCUCCUCAACCCAUGGUCACUGAUCUACCAAUUGCAAGGAAGGCUUCACUCACCCGGUUCUUGGAAAAGAGAAAAGAUCGUAUUACGGCUCAAGCGCCAUACAAGACAAGCAAUUCGGCUGCUGAACAUCCUUCCAAGCCUGCCGAAACCAAGUCAUGGCUAGGCUUAGCUGCUCAAUUCUCCGCUGCAGUUUAAGCACCAUUUGCAGUCUCUCUUUUUUUUCCUGGCUAUAUUUAGUUGUCAGCAGCAGCAGCAGCACUGCAAUCUUAAUUAACUAUAUGUUUUGGGCAUUAUCUAUUUUGGCUUUAUCAUGCCCAGUCUUUAGAUCUAACUGUUCUGAUCUUACUAUUAGUUUCUGUAAGAAUUUAAUUAUCUAUAUCUUUAAUGAAUUUUUUAUUUCCUAAUGUAA
Messenger RNA from Cornus florida, 1292 nucleotides. RefSeq names its product protein TIFY 10A. NCBI's taxonomy places the organism in Eukaryota, Viridiplantae, Streptophyta, Magnoliopsida, Cornales, Cornaceae. The record is from RefSeq and is a predicted model, not a curated record. Gene Ontology annotation, biological process: response to wounding; regulation of defense response; regulation of jasmonic acid mediated signaling pathway. The coding region runs from base 296 to 1078 and encodes 260 amino acids. Gene Ontology annotation, cellular component: nucleus. The transcript is spliced from 5 exons.